Molecule: messenger RNA, 1820 nt
Organism: Tupaia belangeri chinensis (Chinese tree shrew)
Lineage: Eukaryota; Metazoa; Chordata; Mammalia; Scandentia; Tupaiidae
Product: zinc finger and BTB domain-containing protein 37-like
Biological process (GO): regulation of transcription by RNA polymerase II
Molecular function (GO): RNA polymerase II cis-regulatory region sequence-specific DNA binding; protein binding; DNA-binding transcription factor activity, RNA polymerase II-specific
Source: RefSeq, a predicted model, not a curated record
CACUCCUCCAGUGCCGACGGUAGAGAAAGAGCUUACUCCUGGGGCUUCCUCCUCACUGGGGAAUUGCUGGAAAGAGCAAACAAAAAGGCGCUGGUGUAGGCUCCAAAAUAAACACAUCUGAAUUCAUGAUGGCAUCGACAGAGGCUCUUAUUGGAUUAAAAGUUUCAAAACAAACAGUAACGCUAUGGAAAAAGGGUUGAAUGCCUGCCUGUACCCAUCAGGCACGAUCAUGGAGAAAGGUGGGAACAUACAGUUAGAGAUCCCUGACUUCAGCAACUCUGUCCUGAGCCAUCUCAACCAGCUACGCAUGCAGGGCCGUCUCUGUGAUAUUGUGGUCAAUGUGCAAGGACAAGCCUUUCGAGCUCAUAAAGUGGUACUGGCUGCCAGCUCCCCCUAUUUCCGGGAUCACAUGUCCUUGAAUGAGAUGAGUACUGUGUCCAUUUCAGUCAUCAAGAAUCCUACUGUUUUUGAACAGCUCCUUUCUUUUUGUUACACGGGACGGAUAUGCCUACAACUGGCAGAUAUCAUCAGCUAUUUGACAGCUGCCAGUUUUCUGCAGAUGCAGCAUAUUAUAGACAAAUGUACACAGAUCCUAGAGGGUAUUCAUUUCAAAAUUAAUGUGGCUGAGGUUGAAGCAGAAUUAAGUCAAACAAGGACCAAACAUCAGGAAAGACCUCCAGAGUCUCACAGGGUCACACCAAAUCUAAGCCACUCCCUCAGCCCUCGUCACAAUACCCCAAAAGGAAACCGACGAGGUCAGGUUAGUGCUGUGCUGGAUAUCAGAGAGCUCAGUCCUCCUGAGGAGUCCACCAGCUCUCAGAUAAUUGAGCAGAGUUCUGACGUGGAGGGCCGGGAGCCCAUUCUUCGGAUUAACCGAGCAGGACAAUGGUAUGUGGAGACAGGAGUAGCAGACCGAGGGGCCCGGAGUGAUGAUGAGGUGAGGGUGCUUGGAGCAGUUCAUAUCAAAACAGAAAAUCUGGAGGAGUGGCUUGGACCUGAGAAUCAGCCCUCCGGAGAAGAUGGGAGUAGUGCAGAGGAAGUCACAGCCAUGGUGAUUGACACCACGGGCCAUGGUCCAGUAGGUCAGGAAAGCUACACUUUAGGGUCUUCAGGAGCCAAGGUGGCUCGACCAACAAGCAGUGAAGUUGACAUAGAAGAGUCAGCAGCGAAGGGAGUAAAUGGGUACGUGGAGUAUCUCCGAGAGCAGGAAGUCUCUGAACGGUGGUUCCGGUACAACCCCAGUCUCACCUGCAUCUACUGCGCCAAAUCUUUCAACCAAAAGGGGAGCCUGGACCGUCACUUGCGCCUGCAUAUGGGGAUCACGCCAUUCGUCUGCUGCAUGUGUGGCAAGAAGUAUACCCGGAAAGAUCAGCUGGAGUAUCAUAUCUGCAAGCACACAGGCAACAAGCCCUUUCACUGUCAUGUUUGUGGUAAAAGUUUCCCCUUCCAGGCCAUCUUGAAUCAGCACUUCCGCAAAAACCAACCGGGCUGUAUACCCCUGGAAGGGCCUCACAGCAUCUCCCCUGAAACAACUGUCACAUCACGAGGCCAGGCCGAGGAAGAGUCACCCUCACAGGAAGAGACAGUUGCUCCCGGGGAAACUGCCCAGGGCUCUGUGUCCACUACUGGGCCGGAUUGAAACAUUGAGGGGGAGGGGGCAGACCCUCUUCCCCUCUGGGCCGUAAGCAGCCAGCAUCAGGGCCAUGGGCUGGUACUUAGAUUCACAAAAUGCCACAUCCCUAGACCAGAAGAUGCUCCCAGGAUGUUGCCAAACUAGAAAAUCAGCAACAUACACAAAAGCACUAAAGGCUCUUUCCCUC